This is a messenger RNA of Debaryomyces hansenii CBS767, 1368 nucleotides long. It is a transcript of the gene LTV1, whose product is annotated as Ltv1p. The transcript has a single exon. The coding region runs from base 1 to 1368 and encodes 455 amino acids. Gene Ontology annotation, cellular component: cytosol; preribosome, small subunit precursor; nucleus. NCBI's taxonomy places the organism in Eukaryota, Fungi, Ascomycota, Pichiomycetes, Serinales, Debaryomycetaceae. The record is from RefSeq and is a predicted model, not a curated record. Gene Ontology annotation, biological process: ribosomal small subunit export from nucleus; ribosomal small subunit biogenesis.
AUGCCACCAAGAAGGAGAUUCGACAAGAAGUCUGCUAAGACUUUCUCUAUUGUCCAUAGAGCCCAUGAUGAUGCGUUAUAUUAUGAUAAUGAGGCUUCAGAGCAUGUUCUUGUUCCGGCACCAGGGCAAGAAAAGAAACACAGCAGGAUGGAUCCUGGUAACAAGAAGAAGGUCUUCUCAACAUCUGAUUUAGAACAGAACUUGACCCCAGAGGAAAUCGAGAAAAUAAGAGGAAAUGAAGGUUUAGCAGCACAAUUUGGUAUUUACUUUGAUGAUUCGAAAUAUGAUUACAUGCAACAUUUAAGGCCAAUAGGGGAAACUGGAGAUGGUGUUUUCAUUGAGCGUAAAAGUGAUGAAAAGGAUAAGAAGAAGCCAGCAAAUAUUGAAGAUUUAUUUAGAGAUCAAUUACCUUCUGAACAAAAAAUAAAAGUUACACAUGACACAUUCCAAAGCAUUCCACAAGAGUUAAAGGGAUUCAAACCUGAUAUGGAUCCUCGUUUAAGGGAAGUAUUGGAAGCUUUGGAAGAUGAGGCGUAUAUUGAACCAAGUCAACAAGAAGUAGGAGAUGAUGACAUUUUCGCUAAUUUAAUAAAUUCUGGACAAGUGGAAGAUGAAGACGAUUUUUAUUACGGUUCCGAUGCGGACCAAUUUUAUGAAGAUGAAGAAUACGAUGAAUGGGAUCUUGACAAUUAUAACGAAGAAUAUGAUGCCAAAUAUGCAUCGGAUGAAUUGGAUGAACAAGAUAUGCCUUACAAUAAGGGCGAAGCACCAGAAGAUUUGGUUGAGGAAAAGCCACCUACUUUUUUGAAUGCAAACUGGGAAAAGGAUUUCAAGAAAUUCAAAAUAGAUAGCAAGAGUAAAGCUAAUGACUGGGAUUCAGAUGAUGAUUUUGAAGACGAAGAUGAAGACGUGGUUCCAGAUUUGCCGUCAUUUAAUGGUAACAAUCAGUCAAAUAAAAAGUUAUCCAAAACUAAGUUGAGAAAAAAGAAAGGUGCUAUGACUGAUACAUCGUCAUUUUCAAUGUCGUCAUCGGCUCUAUUUCGUACGGACGGUUUAACCUUAUUGGAUGACCGUUACGAACAGUUGGUUAAGAAAUUCGAAAAUGAGGAUGACGAAAAUUAUCAAGAGUUUGAUAUGGAUAGAGAGAGGGGCGAUUUAGAAGGCAUGCUCGAUGAUUUCUUGAAUAAUUAUGAGUUAGAAAGUGGUGGAAGAAAGUUGGUUAAAAAGGAUCAAGAGAGACAGAAAUUACAAGAAGCUGCUGAUUCCGUUUCUAAGGGUAAGCUUGCUGCAAGAAGGAAGAAAGAAAGGCAAGCCCAAAAGGAUCCUCUAAGUAGCUUAGGCGGUUCCUUCGGAAAUUUAAACAUAUGA